AUGCACCGCUGUGAGGUUGGCCAUCAUCAUCAUCAGGCACGCGCAUUCAGUUCAGUUCACCUCAGACACAUAAAACGGGGGAGGAUUCUCAUAUCUCGGGUGCUAAAACGUCUUCCUUUUAUCUGACGUUCGUCUGCUUUCAUUUCCGUUCACUGUAAAAUCACCUCGUCGUCUGAAUGGCUAAAUCUCCACGCAAAUUGUUAUCUUUCUCUUGUGUGCCGUUCAUUUUUGUCUCCGCUGGUCAUAUAGCUAAAUGGCAGUUAGCCUAGCAGCGUCGCUACACCCUGUAGCAGGACUAAAAAAAGUGGCCUAAACAUUCAGUCAAUGAAAACCACCUUCUGGACCAGCUCUUGGAUGUCACUAAAAGGUUAUAAAUCAGCAGAGGUCGAGAUAACGCAGCAAAGGUGUUUGCGAGGGUAAAGAAAAUAAGUCCGUGUGCUGAGAAAGAGUGAAAAGGAAAACGGAGGAGGACCGCGGCAGCAGCUGGUCGGCAGCUAAAGUGAAAGAAAAACAUCAACACCCCUGUGAUGGCAAACGAGCCGGUUAUUCUGAACGUCUAUGAUAUGUACUGGAUCAAUGAGUUCACUACCUCUCUGGGAAUUGGAGUCUUCCACUCAGGAAUUGAGAUCUAUGGCAGAGAGUUUGCCUAUGGAGGACAUCCUUAUCCUUUUUCAGGUAUAUUUGAGAUAACACCUGGUGAUGCCACAGAACUGGGAGAGACAUUCAAAUUCAAAGAGGCCAUUGUUUUAGGGAGCACAGACUUUACAGAAGAGGAUAUGGAGAGAAUAGUGGAGGAAAUGGGGAAGGAAUAUAAGGGGAACGCCUACCACCUCAUGCACAAGAACUGCAAUCACUUUUCCUCAGCACUAUCGGAGAUCCUCUGUGGUCGAGAGAUCCCACGCUGGGUGAACCGGCUGGCCUACUUCAGCUCUUGUGUGCCCUUCCUUCAGAGCUGCCUGCCAAAGGAGUGGUUGACGCCGGCCGCACUGCAGUCCAGUGUUAGUCAGGAGCUCCAGGGAGAGCUGGAGGAGGCUGAGGAUGCUGCUGCCUCUGCAUCUGUCCCGACGCCAUCCUGUGCCGUGGCACCCGCUCCCAGACCUACCCGACACCAACCGCGCCGUUGAACCCUGCUGCCUUGAGUGACAGGCCAUCUCUGGUUUGAGCUGUUCUGCCAACAGACCCCACACGCCCUCUCCUGACAGACUAGCAAUUCACCAGCGGACUAGAUGAAACCUACCGUCUGUUUUCACUGAAUUAUUUUAGUAUGCUCAAGUGGCCUUUACGGGCCUGGAAACUAUCGAUCUUGUUUACUGUAAAACCUUCUAUGAGUUCAUCAGUGUUUUGACUUACGUUUUGGCCUUUUAUGUUUUGUUUUAAAAACUCAGGACUUAAUUACAAUGGCUUUGUUUAGUCACAGUUAGUUUUUUUUUCCAGUUUUUUUUAUGCUUUUCUUAUGCUGGAGUUGCGCACUAGCCUUUUUCCCCUUAUUCCUACAGAAAGCGCCUAGUCAGUGAAUAUGAGAGAUUUUUUUUUUUUAUGGAGAACAUUUGUUUACAGAUUACUUGCGUCCAAUCCGUGUAUGAUUGUGUUGUUGUGUGCGGGUUACAAAAGCCAAAUCUCCACACUUUUGUACUGACACACAUCCCACACUUUGGUGACUGUGCCUGAAGAUUUUUACCGUUACGUGCUCCGAGAGCUCUGCACUCUUUCUCUACAGAUCUCUACCUGUUCGGUCUGCUUUGAGUGGCAAGCUUCUUGUCCUAUGAGACCUUCCUCAGAUGUUUUACACCUUUUUAGUUUUUAGAGUCUUAUAUGUACUUGAGACAACAUUUGUAUUCCAUUUUAUGAUUAUUAAAUAAAAUAUACAAGUCUGUUCUCAAACAAAGUUAUCCGUUAAUUCUGACAACUCUGGGAAAAACAAGCAUUAUUCAUUUUUUGAUCACUCGUCAUUUCGAAUCCAUGUGUUUCUUUCUUUUUAUCAAACAAAAAUACAAAUGUUUAGCAGAAAGUCUGAGCUGCUCUUCUCCAUAUAAUGAAAGUGAAAAGUUACUAGUCUCCAAAAAUGACAAGUGCCAUACAACUUCUGCACUGUAUAAGUCACCCUGGAUAAUGUAGAAAAGCUUUGUGUGAGGAAUGGACUAAAAUUUAAGUUCUUGAAUAAUUGUCAUGUUCAUGGCCAUGGUCACCAUUCACUUCAUUAUGUGGAAUACAGAGUCUUGGCUGUUCUACUAAACCUCUUGUCUUCCAUGGAACUUUUUAAAUCUUGUGGAUUUCAGGAGAUAUGAGGGUAAGCGAAUGAUGACAAAUCUAUCAUAUUAUAUAACCUCUUUUUCAUAUCCCACUUGGUCUCAAUUUAAAACCUGUUGAGAAGUGUUGUGAACAUUAGUUAGGUAUUAUAGUGUAUUAUGAGUAUUAUAAUGCAAAUUUUUUUAAUACAUUUUUGCUGUUUGCUUUGUUCUUUUUUCAGAUUUUUUUUUUAAUGGCUAAAGUCUGGGAAUGAUCAUUGUGGCAUUGAAAACUAUUAAAGUCGUUCAAAAAUCAAAA
This is a messenger RNA of Carassius gibelio (silver crucian carp), 2544 nucleotides long. Its product is annotated as deubiquitinase DESI2-like. Lineage: Eukaryota; Metazoa; Chordata; Actinopteri; Cypriniformes; Cyprinidae. The transcript has 5 exons. Gene Ontology annotation, biological process: protein deubiquitination. The record is from RefSeq and is a predicted model, not a curated record. The coding region runs from base 528 to 1124 and encodes 198 amino acids. Gene Ontology annotation, molecular function: deubiquitinase activity.